This is a messenger RNA of Vigna umbellata (rice bean), 2378 nucleotides long. Its product is annotated as DNAse I-like superfamily protein. Lineage: Eukaryota; Viridiplantae; Streptophyta; Magnoliopsida; Fabales; Fabaceae. Gene Ontology annotation, molecular function: inositol-polyphosphate 5-phosphatase activity; phosphatidylinositol-3,4,5-trisphosphate 5-phosphatase activity; phosphatidylinositol-4,5-bisphosphate 5-phosphatase activity. Gene Ontology annotation, biological process: phosphatidylinositol dephosphorylation. The record is from RefSeq and is a predicted model, not a curated record.
AAAAAACCCUUCUCCACGAAAGACCUCCAAAAGAAUUAAAACAUCCUCUGCAUCUUUCUGAGUUCUUCCUUUCCUUCCCUACAAACCAAUAAAGGCAAAGAAGCUAGAAGCUACAUCGCAUCACAAAAAAACCUUUUGUGUUACCUCUAUGCACUCUUCACCCUUCUCUCUUCAUCUUUCAACAUCAUUAUCCAAAGGGAAAGAACUAAGGAAACAUCAAACCUGAGAAGAAAUAACAACCCACUCUGUCAUAUCCACACUCUCCUUCUGAAUCGUUUUCACUGAAACCCCACACAACCACCAUUCUUCUAAAUUAUCUUGGAGAAAAACAAUGAGAACGGAGUUGAAGAAGAAGAUAUCCAAGACUUCAUGGCCAAAUUUUAAUGUAAGGAAGUGGCUCAAUAAAAGGAGCAACGGUGAUAGCUUUCACCCAGAUUACUCUUUACCAGAGGGGUGGCUGAUGGAUUCGACAAACGAAUUGAAACAUUCCGCAGCGGUGAAGGAGGCGCCAUCUGUCAGUGACAUCGACACGCUCAACCCUAGGAUGUUCGUAGGGACGUGGAAUGUGGGAGGAAAGUCACCAAACCAAGGAUUGAACUUGAGGGAAUGGUUGAUGUUGCCUUCACCAGCUGAUAUCUAUGUCAUUGGGUUCCAAGAAAUUAUACCUCUAAACGCAGGGAACGUGCUUGGGCCAGAGGACAGUGGCCCAGCAACGAAGUGGCUGACUCUGAUUCGUGAAGCCUUGAACUCUAACACCGGUGAAGAAAGUUGUACUACAUUAUGUAGCUCAAGUGAACAUGAAGAACAACCCUAUUAUUGCCUUGCAGCAAGUAAACAAAUGGUGGGUAUCUUCUUGUGCGUGUGGGUACGUGAGGAUCUUUACAAGCAUGUCACCAAUUUAAAAGUGUCUUGCGUUGGUAGAGGCAUCAUGGGCUAUCUUGGAAAUAAGGGUUCAGUAUCGAUUAGCAUGACAUUGUAUCACACGACGUUUUGCUUUGUUGGUACCCACUUGGCCUCUGGAGAGAAAGAUGGUGACGAGAUUCGAAGAAACUUAGACGUAUCAGAGAUCUUAAAGAAAACUAAAUUUUCUCACUCAUUCAAAGCUCUUGCCCAACCAUUCCCACCUCCUGAAACCAUAUUAGACCAUGACAAGAUUAUUUGGCUUGGGGAUUUGAAUUAUCGCCUUGCUGCUGGUUAUGAUGAUACACUUGAACUUCUGAAAAAGAAUGAUUGGCAGGCACUGUUAGAGAAGGAUCAGCUGAGGAUAGAGCAAAGAGCUGGUAGAGUGUUCAAAGAAUGGAAGGAAGGGAAGAUAUACUUUGCUCCAACUUACAAAUACUUAUUUGAUUCUGACCAGUAUGUUGCUCAAACAAACAAGUCCAAGGAAAAACGACGAACACCGGCUUGGUGCGAUCGAAUUCUGUGGAAAGGAGAAGGCGUGGAGCAGUUAUGGUACGUGAGAGGAGAGUCAAAAUUCUCAGACCACAGGCCAGUGUAUUCACUGUUCUCGGUUCAGGUGGACAUGACAUGUAAGAAGCUAAGUUCCUGUGUUGUGUCUGCAUCAGAGAGUGGCUCAAUCUCAAUGUCAAGGUCAUGCUCCUCUAGAACCCUGACAAACGCUGCCUUGUCCUCUUCUUGCUUUGCUAAAGUUCAGGCAGAGGAACAACUAUUGUUACUAACCAGGGAACAUAGACACCACACCUGCAGGGUUCUCAGUUAGUACACAGGAAUAUGAUACUAUAUAUACACCAAGUGGUCACCACUCACCACUUUCCGAGGAACAAAAGUAACACACAAGUGACACGACCAUCGAGUUGCCGCAGCUCGCGGUGUGCCCUGACAAGGUUUGGGUUCUGUGUUCCUCACUUUUUUUUCUUGUUGGAACAGAGGAUUCAAUUCAUUACUAUUUUAUGCUGUAAAAAGUUCACAUGCCCCCACCCUUCCGCCUUUCCAAGCUGAAAAUGUGUAGAGCUAGCAAUUAUCCGUUGAAUUCUUGGUGUUGCUUAUCUGAUGUGCUUCAAAAUACACUAAUAUAUUUUGAUGUUCGUGUACAUUAAAUCUUUUUUAUUUUUAAUGUAUGAACAUCAGAGGAACAAUACCAAAAAUUCAGCAUAGAUUCUGAACUCAAGCGGAGGAAGUGCAUCGGAUGCGUGCUCCUUUUUUCUGAGCUUUUGGUAAACUAUAAGGUUUCCAUCUUCCAAAUGUUUGAUUGGUUAGUCUAUUUUUAUGGCCAUUUGAAGAAAAUUGUAAAUCAAAUUGUUUUUUACUUUUUCUGUUGUUGUUCAAUACAGUGUAUCGAAUUUUGUUAUGUAAUAAAUCUAUACCAGCUUAAUAUGAUACUUGUCAUGUCUUUGCAGCACAAAUAAAUCCUUGAGUUU